This is a messenger RNA of Asterias rubens (European starfish), 2965 nucleotides long. Its product is annotated as insulin-like growth factor-binding protein complex acid labile subunit. Bases 96 to 2384 code for a protein of 762 amino acids. The transcript is spliced from 2 exons. The record is from RefSeq and is a predicted model, not a curated record. Gene Ontology annotation, molecular function: protein binding. Lineage: Eukaryota; Metazoa; Echinodermata; Asteroidea; Forcipulatida; Asteriidae.
CACAUAAGGAAGUUAGUUUGUACAAAAAUAACCUGGACUCAGAAAUUUUUUCCGUUUUUCCUAUCUUGUUGGCAACGAAAACUCCAUAGGAAACAAUGGGAUCCACUGAAUGGACACUGUUCCUUUGUUGUCUUGGUGUCUGUAUCGUCAUCUCUCAGUCAUCCACCUGCAGUCAUGCGCAGUGUGUUUACGACCACGUCACUGCGGAGGCUGACUGCUCCUCACUCAAUCUUGACUGCAUCCCCGUCAACUACCCAAACGCCAUCAUCAUGGAUCUAAGCCACAACAUCAUAUCAGAGUUGUCACCAGACGAUUUCAAUGGCACAUUCUCCAGGCUGGCUGAACUGUACCUUGACUACAAUAACAUAUCUGAUGUGAGGUCACUGCUGGAAUCCAGUGAGCUAGAUAGCCUGCAGAUAUUGUCUGUUGAUCACAACGUCAUUUCUGACUUGCCGAAUACUUGUCAGCUGAGCUCUCUCACUGAGCUCUCAGUAGACUAUAACUCCAUUACACGUUUAUCUAAUAUUCAACGUUGCAGGACCUUGCAGCGGUUCUCUGCCGAUUUUAAUUUAAUAAGUUAUUUUAGCCCACAAGAUCUGUCAAAUAUUGUUGUCAGCAUCCAAUUCAACCGACUGACUUCAUUUGGUCCAUUCUAUGGCCCAAUAAUUAGAGAUGUUUCUUUUCUUUUUGAUCACAAUGAAAUACGAAGUCUGGGUAUCACUGACUUCGGGAUUGGGGAUAUCAGCAUAGAUAUACUUUCACUUAAUCACAACCAACUACAGUCGGUAAGGCUCCGGGACGCAACUCCAGAUACAUUAAACGUAGGCAGUAAUGGACUGUCAAACUGGAAUAGAUUCUACAUCAGUCGGUACGGAAACACGAUGAAGAGAAUGGACAUGAGCAACAACUCAUUCGAUUCAUUGAUUCAACCACCUUGGGCCGAAGGUCUGGAGUUCUUAAACGCCGAUACCAACCUGCUAGCAAACCUGUCCUCGACAACCCUGUCAGGAUUUUUCGAUCUGACUGAACUGCAUGUAGCCAAUAAUCGUCUCUUGUUCAUCUCAACCACUGCACUGAGUCAACUCACCAUGCUAAGGUCACUGUAUCUCGACGACAAUGCCCUGACGUCUUUGUUUGGAGUAUUUUUCAACCAGUCUAUCUUAUUUGAACUGUCCAUCACCAACAACCGACUCACCACGUUACAUGCUGAUUACUUCAUGGGUCUAUUGUCGUUGAAGCGUCUGUACCUAACAGGGAAUCAACUCACUAGCGUCAACAUGCUGAUGUUUCAACUGGUGCCUGAAAUUAUAAACUUGGACUUAUCCCAAAAUGAGCUUCAGCUGGUCGACCUGCAGGACUGUCCUCUUAUUAAUCUUACAAACCUACAGGAUCUCUCACUGGCUCACAAUCUGAUUCAUGAUGCAGCAACUAUCUUGGGUUUCUGUGAUUACUUGCAAGUACUUGAUCUGAGUUAUAACUUGAUCCAAGUCGUGCCUGGUGAUUCGCUAUCUGGGAGAAAUAGAGCUUUGUCCAAACUAAAGCUAGAAGGCAACCCACUGCAGUGUGACUGUAGGCUCACAGGUCUACGAGACUGGCUGCGUAACACUCCACCGUACGUUGAGCCUCGAUGUGAAGGACCGAAUCAUUACUAUGGUUCAGUGAUAACAGACCUGGACAGUCAUGACUUCUUAUGUCAAGCACCGAUGGCGAUGGUGGACAAACAGCUGACAGCCCUGGCUGGAAAAUCUGUGACUCUUAUAUGUACAGCUACUGGCAUUCCUGUACCGACCGUAACUUGGCUCUCACCAAACGACACAGAGAUACUAGCCCAUCACGAAGAAAGAUUCACUAUUCUGCGAGGACAAAUUCUGCAUAUCACACCAUUGGAGAAACAUGACGAAGGGAGGUACACAUGUCUUGCCCACAACAUCUUGGGUGAAGGGAGAGCCGAGGUCAACCUUACAGUGACUACCUCUAAAUCAGACGCCCCACAGCCGCACUCACUUGCUUCUUCCGUUCUCCCCACAAUGUUUAUCACCAUUAUAAUAACGGUUGCAGUAUUUGCUGGUAUCAUAUUCCUCCGUCGGUAUCGCAAGAAACAGCAAGAAGCCAACUCCACAUCUGCAUCUCAAACCUCCGAUCUGAAAGUUGGCUUCCGUAAAGGUGACAACGAUGACUCGGAGGGAGGUUGUGUGAACAAAGCCCUUGGCGGAGGUUAUGAGGUUCCAAGUGGACAGCAGACCACUCUUAGAUAUGCGGAUAGUCCUACUACAGGGCGUCGCCAACCAUCUCAGAUCUAUGCUCAUACCGUUGAGGAUCAUAGUGGAGGCAACGGAGAGAACAAAGGAGACGAAGAAUUGUAUGAAAGUGUGUCUGACCCUUAGUUUUGGAAAUGACGAUGGCUUUUCCCACAGAUACAGAAGCGUUGUAUGUUUUAAAGAAUAUCCACAACACUUUGGGAAAAAUAAAUUGUAAAUAACAUAAGCACAGUUUUUUUUAACAAUAGGCCUUAGAUGAGCACGAUGGAAAGCUCCCAUUGAUAUUACUCAACAAUGUUUGACCUCACUGGUUCAAAACUCGAUGUUUGAAAACAGGUUUUUGUUUGUUACUCCGAAAACGACCGAUUGAGCUUGAAACAUUUGUAAUGCCAUGUGGAGUCACACAUUGCUGGUACUGGUCUAUAAUUACAUUGAACAAUGUUGUUGUGCAUAAACUGACACACAUUUUGCCAACGAUCCACUCAUUUUUCCACCGUUAAUUUAAGGUUUCUAAAUUGUAGUAGUCAAAACCAAUCCGCGACUCGACUCUCGUGUAAUAGGUUAUAGCCGCAAUGACAGUUGUUGUUCGGUGCAUGAUUUGCAAACACAAAAUUAGUGUUAAAGUUUUGUCAAAAAUACUCAGAAAAUCUAACCCAGUUUUUGCUGGCGUCUUGUACAUUAUAUUAAGAAACAUCACGAAAAAAAAA